AAGACAAUGGAGAGCGGCUCAACUCACUGGCAACGCUCUGUCCAAUUGAAUGGAGCCGCUGACUCUCUACCUUUGAAAGGUGCCGUCGUUUGCUGCACCUCCGUCCCAGAUGAAAAGCGCACAGAGCUGGCGGCGUAUGCCGAGCAGAUGGGCGCGGUGCAUCGACACGACUUAACCCUCGACGUUACGCAUCUUAUAGUUGGCAAAUAUGAUACCCCGAAAUAUAGAUAUGUCGCGAAGGAAAGACCAGAUGUGCGGCCAAUGACCAUAAGGUGGAUCGAAGCUAUCCGGGAGUUAUGGAUUAACGAUCAAGAGAUUGACACCGAUGCGCUGGAGCGGGAACACAUCUUGCCUACUUUAACCUCACUAAGGUUUAGCAUGACUGGCUGUGAUGAUCCUACGGAGAGGCUCGAGAUUGCGGAGUUGGUCAAGGCAAAUGGCGCGAUAUAUGAGGGAGACUUGACGAGGCAGAUUACACACUUAAUAUCAUUCCGGACCGAGGGCGAUAAAUAUAAAGCAGCAAAAAAUUGGGGCUUGCACAUUGUGUCUAUUGAGUGGCUGAGGGAUAGCUUGGAGAGGGGUAUGAUUUUAGAAGAGAAGCUGUAUGACCCAGCUCUGCCGCCUGAAGAAAGGGGGAAGGGCGCUUGGGAUCGAACGAAACCGAAGAGGACGUCCCCGGGGAAAAGAUCCAGAGAUGAUAGCAGCACAAGUUUAGAUGGGGGAAGGAGGAAGUUACGCAGGACGGCCAGUACGAAGUUGGGCAGUCAAAACGAAAGUAUAUGGGGAGAUAUAGUUGGAGGCGGAAUGGUUGCCCAAGUCGCCCGAAGUGGUGUAUGGGAAGCAAAUAACGACCAGGCCGCGGUGCGAAAUGAGUCAACAUCCAGAAGACAGUCCGAUCAAGGUUCCAGUAUGAGGAUGUUGGAGCUCACCGCCGACCAUCAGCCGUCGAUACAAGGUGUGUUCAGUGGGUGCCGUUUCUACUUAGAAGGAUUUGGCCUUAAGAAGUCGUCAAUCCUGAGUGGACAUUUAACUCCUCAUGGAGCUGAUGUGGCAGGCACGCUCGAGGAUCUGCUAGCUCCGAGGCAGAACGACUUACCGCUACGUUUGUUUAGGAUCGUCCCAAGUGAUCUUCCCAUAUCGAAACACUCUCCCUUGCCAGAGUCUCACCUGUCGGUCGAAACGAUUACUGAGUGGUGGGUGGAACUGUGUCUCCAUCACAAGAAGUUCAUGGAGCCUACCGAGAAUGUCAUCGGUAGGCCAUUUCCCAAGUUUCCAAUUGAGGGGUUUCGGGAGAUAAUAGCCUCAUCGGCUGCAUUUACCGGUAUUGACUUACUACACGUUACGAGAGCAGUGAAACUCCUUGGCGGAACUUAUAGCGAGUUUCUAACCCCCAAGUCCUCGGUGCUAAUAACGAAGUCAGUGGAGAAGCUAAGGAAGGACAAGUUUGACUAUGCACAGGAAUAUAAAAUUCCAAUUGUGAAUGCAGCCUGGCUCUGGGACUCAAUAAGUGUUGGUAUGUUAUUACCGUUUCAGAAAUACCGUUGCCGGCUCGCAAAGCGUACGGAAUCUUUGUCGCGCAGUGGAAGUUUGGCGGUAUCCAAGGAAAUUCAACAGCAUGGACGGUCAAAGAGCGAGAUCUCGAAGUCUGUCCAGAGAUCAGAUAGUCACUCGUCGAAUUCCGCAGCAAGACCACCUCGAAAUUUAGGACUGGAUACGACAGCCUUCACGGCCGAUGAACCAGUUGCUGUCAAAGAAGAAGAUUCACCAAGUCUACUACAAACCCUAGCCAACGCCUCCAACUCAUCUACGAAACCCUCAACCGGAACGGAACCCCUCGCGGAGAUCAAUAACAACUCACCUACAAGAACCGUUUCAACCGCGUCCGCACCAGAGAAUCAUCCUGCCCCAAGACCACAAGCGGAGAUCAACAGCGCCAUCUCCAACCUGCUAGCCAAAACAAAAUCCUCUUCCAAGCACCCCGAUGAGAGCGAGCCCACAGAAGGCCGCAAGCGCGGGGCAAACAGAAUCCUGGGGCGAGCUGCAAGCAACGUCUCCACAGCCUCGACACACUUCUCCCGCGCCUCCUCUGUCGAUUCUACAGCGACGCACGGCCGGCCCGUCGAAUACCCCAGCAACUCCGCAUCUGGCCCCUCCACAACCAACGAACAAGUCGAGAAAUUCCUCGACGCCUCCAACGACCGCAACAUCGACAAGAGCCUUGACAGCCAGCCCCCGAUGACGCAGCUACAGUACGAAGAUCCCGAAAGCAAAGAGUACCAAGAGAUGGUGCAAGCCAAGAUGCGAGGCGAGAAAUUUGAGAUCGGGGGGAAGAGGACGGGGUUGAAGGAGAAAAGUAUCACGUUAGGAGAUAUUGCGGGUGCGAGUGGAGUGCACAAGGGGAGAUCAAAGAGGGAGAGAGCUCCGCCUGGGUUCAGGUAACGGGCCGGAAGAGUUGGAUAUUUAAUGACGGGAAUGACGAAACUGCAACUGCAGUACUAUCUAUCUGACGACUCACUUAUUCGGUAGUUGGAAAGAAAAAAGAAACACUAUUGAAUACAUGAUGAUCCUCCC
Messenger RNA from Amorphotheca resinae ATCC 22711, 2571 nucleotides. RefSeq lists its product as hypothetical. NCBI's taxonomy places the organism in Eukaryota, Fungi, Ascomycota, Leotiomycetes, Helotiales, Amorphothecaceae. The coding region runs from base 7 to 2439 and encodes 810 amino acids. The transcript has 3 exons. Gene Ontology annotation, biological process: mitotic DNA replication checkpoint signaling; mitotic G2 DNA damage checkpoint signaling; DNA replication initiation. The record is from RefSeq and is a predicted model, not a curated record.